GGGCGUUGCCGGCUGGAGGCGGUAAAUCAUUCAGACAGAGUGGUCUCGUCCAGGGUGGUGACCUUGUUGCAUGCUGGGGGCUGUCCUGUGGGGACGGUGGCCCCGUUGCAUGCUGGGGGCUGUAGUCUUUCCGGGCGGGCGGCCCCGGGGCAUGCUGGGGGCUGUAGUCUUUCCGGGCGGGCGGCCCCGGGGCAUGCUGGGGACGGUGGCCCCGUUGCAUGCUGGGGGCUGUAGUCUUUCCGGGCGGCGGCCCGGGGCAUGCUGGAGCCCGUAGUCCCAGUUGCAGGGAGCGGUCCCGGGCCGCGGGUCCCGGCUGUGGCGGCGGGAGGAGCUCGGCCCAGCCCAGGCCGGCGGCGCUGCAGUUGGAGGCUGUGCCCUGAGCAGGGCUGAGAUUCGGGCCCGGGACCCCCUGGAGCGGGGUGUGUGAGGCAGCGUCGCUGGCAGCCCGCGGAGCGCGACGGCCCCAAGGCCGGGGACUGAGCAAUUUAUGACUAUUCCUACCCUGCCCUCUCCAUCCGGCAAUUCUUGACCCCUCCCCAACCACGGCGGAAUCCAUCAAGCCAACCCUCUGCAGAGUCGUCAUCUACUUGCAGAAGGAGAUGUCUGGGGACACGUGCCUCACCACCAUCUGCCGGUCUUCAGGAGCCAAGCCCAAAACCUGCAGCUUCAAAGAGGGUAGCCUGGGCAACAAGUACGUGCGGCUCAACGUUGGGGGCUCCUUGUACUACACCACAGUGCAGGUGCUGACCCGGCACGACACCAUGCUGAAGGCCAUGUUCAGUGGCAGGAUGGAAGUGCUGACUGACAAGGAAGGGUGGAUCCUUAUAGACCGUUGUGGGAAACACUUCGGUGUGAUUUUAAAUUACCUCCGAGACGACACUAUCGCGCUUCCAAAAAACAGGCAGGAGAUCAAAGAGCUGAUGGCAGAAGCGAAAUAUUACCUAAUUCAGGGCUUAGUAGACAUGUGCCAGGCAGCUCUCCAGGACAAGAAAGACUCAUACGAGCCCGUCUGUAACAUCCCCAUCAUCACGUCACCAAAGGAAGAAGAGAGGCUCAUUGAAUCCUCCAUGAAACCUGUUGUCAAGCUGCUUUAUAACAGGAGCAACAACAAAUAUUCCUACACCAGUAACUCGGACGAUAACUUACUGAAGAACAUAGAACUGUUCGAUAAACUGUCUCUCCGCUUCAACGGCCGAGUCCUCUUCAUUAAGGAUGUUAUAGGGGAUGAAAUCUGCUGCUGGUCUUUCUACGGACAGGGGCGGAAGCUCGCUGAGGUCUGUUGCACCUCGAUAGUGUACGCCACGGAAAAGAAACAAACCAAGGUUGAAUUCCCCGAAGCGCGUAUCUACGAGGAGACCCUAAACGUUUUACUGUAUGAAACGCCACGCGUACCUGACAACUCUCUGCUGGAGGCGACGAGCCGGAACCGAAGCCAGGCAUCUCACAGCGAGGACGAUGAGGGCUUUGAACUGCGCGACCGAGUGCGCCGCAUCCACGUGAAGAGAUACAGCACUUAUGACGACCGACAGCUUGGCCACUAGCCUGCUGGCAGAGGAGAAACGGUUUGCUUUGUUCAUAGAGCUUAAGGAAUGUGCGGAAUUAGUCCCGGAAGCAGGGGAUUGAUUCUCAAAUGGUUUCACUGCUUCCUAGAGAAGCAGCCCAGCAUCUGUGUGCGCAAACCAAAAGCAACACUUAAGGCCAGAAGCUUUUAGAGUCAUUGUGAUAUGUUACUUGUGCACCAUGUGGUGUAAAUAGAGAGAGCAGUUCUUCAUGUGCUGCGGAUGGGAGGGGAUCCCAAGAACCUGCCUGUGGAGCUCAUUUGUUCUGACAUAGGUUGCAGCCACCAGGCAUUGUACAUCUUGAGAGAAGCGAUGUAUUUUUCCAUUUGAGGAUGGUUCUGUUUGAAAACCCAUUGUCAGAGACACCAUAAGAACUGUGUGCCGUGGAAUUGCUUAGUUUUGAAAUUCUGUUGCAAAUGAUGCUCUGUGGGAUUCGUAGCACGUUCAGCAAAUGCUACGUUUUGCUGCUCAAGCUACUCUUUCCUUAUGGAGCAAGUAGUUAGAUUCCCAUGGCAUGAGAGGAGGCGAAUUUCCCCUUUUGUGCAAAGAUCACCCUUGGUGCUGAAACUGCUUAGCCUGUCUCACUUCAAGCCAAGCUUUCAGGAAUCAAGCUAACAAAUAGCCCAAAUGGGGGAAGUUUAGAGAGUAAAUAUUAAAUGACGUGAUUAUUAAGAAAGAAAAAAAAAUCCUAAAGGUGUGGAAGCUUACAAGAAAACAGAGCCCUGGCGAAAUCAUGGGCAUGGUGGGACCUCUACCCUCUGGGGCUUUGGGUGGGGAGGGAACCCUGUGUUAAUAGAUCCUGGGGAAUUGAGGGAAUCUCUCUAGAAUUAGUCACUAGAUCAAGAGGGCCCCUAAGCGCUGCUUGGUGUCAUCUUUCCUCAAGCUUGGAAAAAAACGGUUAUUGAGGAAAAAUAACUAAAGUGUAGAGCAAUGAAAGCUCACUCACCCUCGCACAGUUGGGGUUGUCCAUGUGUUUCUGUUCUAAGUCCCCUCUGAGGCCAGGAGGUGGGAGUGGAGGGAUAAUGGCUAUUACACCUUGUUAGAGAGUGGAGCUCUGUCUCUGCACAGCCCCAGGAGAGAGACUUUUUAUAUUGAAUUUUAAACCGUUUCUUCAGCUGACCUUUUUUAUAAUUGUUUUUAAAAGAUCUCUUGUGACUCAAAUGGAUUUUUUUAAAGAUAUAUUUUAAAAAAGAGAUGUGUCAAGUGUGUGCUCCUCACCUCUUGGUACUACAGUGGCAACUCUCCUUGGGCUUAGGGGUUUUUGGACUUGAGCUUUGAUCUUAAACGUGACUAUCCAGUGAGAGAACAUGAUGGUCCCAACUUAUUUGGUAGCCCAGGUGAAAACUUAAGGGAUUGAUUUUUCUGAAGUUCUGAGCACCCACAACUCCAGCUGAAACCAGUGGGAGCUGCACGUGGUCAGCACCUCUGAAAAUCAGGCCCAGUGUUUUCCUGUCUCUCUUCCCCCUUGAUGACAACUAAUGAUCCCAGCUGGCACUUCAAACAUCUGGGUUUGCUGACUAACCAAGGCAGCCAGCUUUAGGCUUCAAAUAAGAACUGGCCUCCAAUCUCAAUGUUUGGUUGUUGUUUGCAGGGGAAGGGGCAGCCCUACUGCACACAGGAGAUGACUAUAUAAUGUGCAAUUAGCUGUGUGCCUUGGUUCAUUAUUGCAUUUAGGAUUGUUUUAAUGCAGGGCAACAAUUUGUCUAGCAGCCAGGAAUUAAUUGCCACCCGUCUAGACUGGCUUGUUGCUUGCACGGCGGUGCUGGAUGGUAGGAUUUUUCCGAGCUUGAUUUUCCAAUGUUUUCAUGAGAAAUAAUUUCUUUUUUCUAUUCAUAGGAGAAUCUGAACUUAGUGUGUUGGGAUGGGGGUGAGAGUCACUGCUCGGGAAUAUCCUGAUGUAACUGGACUGGUGCUGAGUGCAAAGCAUGGACAAGGGCAUGCCAGGGUUUCUACCAAUUCUUCUGACUGAGACUGACCUCUGCUUCUAAUAGGUGCAAACUACAGCCUGCCCCGGCUUACGCUUAGGCAUCAGCAGUGGUGCAGCUACGCUGGUUGCUAGUCACCAAAGGCUGAGUUGGGGCUUGUCCCACGUGUAGACAAGGUCUUGAUUUAGAAUUGAUGUUUUGGGGCCAAAUCCGAGCAAGUUCCAGUUCAAGCAAGUAAGCUCCAGUUUCUCAGGAUUUGACCCUUUGUAAUGAUCAAGCUGGCUGACUUUCUGUCUCAAAGGAAAAAUAAGGAUUGUUUCGAGGCCUUUGAAAAUAUGUGAAUAAGUUGCCACAGGUGUGGGGGUUUUAUUGCCUUCAGAGUAGUCUGUGGAGAGAGAAAUGAGGUUCGGAUGCUAGACUUGCCUAGCCUCCCAGCGUAAAAAACCAUUUAAAAACCCGAACUACUCAGCACGUUUAGUGCUCUCCCUCUCUCCAGACAAACAUCCCAAUCUACAGCAGUCUGGUUAGACAAAAGAUUUUGAAUACUUCAACUCCAUGGAGCUUUAGCCUUGAAAAUUCAUUAAAUGGCCCAUGGAAUGUGUUGUUUAAAAAAAAUAACGCUUUCAGGUUACAGUGUUAAGUAUAUUUUAUUUCCCUAAAUGUAUUUAAGCUAUAAACUGAGUAAGCUAGCAAAUUGUUUUAUUUAUUAAUUGGCAGAUAAAAUGCAUAAACUUUGGUAAACUGUGGGGAAAAAUAUAGUCACGUUUGAAAAAUUGGCCUAAUUAUUUUGGGUGCCCAACUUGAGACAUCUUAAAUGAGCUUGAUUUUUAGAGGCUGGUUGGUUGGUGCAUUCUGAAGAUCGGUUCUCUUUAAGGAGGCUCAAGCCGGGCAUGCAAAGUCAUUAAUCGUGUUUGAAAAUCUUGGUGAUAAGAUCUUUCAUCUCUAGGUCACCAGCUCAAAUCCAGAUCACCUGUCAUUCGAGCCGAGCAAAUGAUUUUUUUUCCCCCCCUUUGUUUGGUGACUGAAACAAAAAAAUCUGGAAAAAAAAAUUAUUUCAAACUAAGAAGGAAUUUUUUUGUGUUUUAUCAACAAAAUGAAAAACUAUUGUUUGAGUCAAACAAAACAUUUUGAAGGUUAUUUCAAAGCAAUGCUUCAAAACAUUUUGAUAUAUGCAAAUGUGUGUUUAAGGUUUUUUUGGCCAAAACUAUUCAUGACCCAAAUUCACUGAUAGUUUCAGAGCCCUCCCCCUGUGCAUUUUUGACAACAUUUCUAUUCACCCAAAAACCUUGCCCCAAUCUAGUUGUGACCACAAGCUGUUACCCUCUGAUGGCUGUUUAGUGGCACCUAUUUGACAUUAAUUGAGGGGUCUCAGUCUAGUUCUCGGUAGCCAGGAUUCCACAUCAUAACACCUCCACCACAACUGGCAACAAGUGGCUCGUUGGCAGAAUGGCCAAGGAUGGAGAGGACCAUGGAGACUGAACUCCCCUUCCAUACCAGGUGUAAGGUAGAUGGGGAGAGUCUGUGAUAAGCGUGCUGUGCCACUACCCAUUCUGUACCUGUUCUUUAGAUAAAUGGGAGACUUCAGUCUCCAAGACCAUCAGGCUGGCGCUCUCUUCACAGCACUACGCUCAUGUGCAAAUUUAAAAGCAAAAUCCCAUGGGAUUAUUUUCCACAAAGUCUUUCAGUUCACAGCGUGAAACUGUGAUGUGCACGGGGCCGGCUGGGUAUUUUGGAGGGAACAGAUAUUUGGAAAGAAUAGGGGGUCGGCCUCCGUUAGGUGUUUGUCUUUUAAAAACAAGAUUGUAUGUGCCUCUUUACAGAGCGUUAGUUGCUACAGAUUCUCUCUCUUUGUUUGGCCACGCCUCCUGCAUGUGGAACGUGAUCUCUUCAUUCUCCUCACAUCCAGCAGUGAGUGUUGCCCCAGUCAUGCCACCACACCUGCCUUUUCCUGAAAGGCCUCUUUAAAACACUAUAAAAAUCAAUAACCUGCUUUUUAUUGCUUUCUGUGAUGUUUUGUUUUCCAGAUGGUUUUGACAUCACGCCAGCAGAAAUACAGCUGCUUUUUGUUUUGACUAAGGCUUUUGAGAUUUGUUUUGACUAAGGCUUUUGAGAUCUCUGAAUUCCUGUUACUUUAAAAAAACGUCAAUUUCCCCAUACUAUAACUUCUGAAAUAGGAGUUCUGUGAAUCCAGGGACCCUCUUUUUUUUUUUUUUUUCUGGGAAACUAGUGGGAGCAAUCAGUGCUAUUCAGGGCAUGGUUAGGUGACAGGUUAAAAUGCCUGUGGCUGCUCAAAACUAGCGGUCCCAUUGUUACAAGCAGUGGUGCACCCGCCCCAGGAAUAGACCAAUGGUGGGAGAACAUCGGAAGAUCCUCAGCAUUCGUAGAGAAAGGUAUGGACCCUGUGCUAAUAAACAGACCUUCACAGUGUUAAAUGACUGUAAUAUUAGACUUGCUAAGUAAGACCGUACUGUAUCUAUACAGAGCUUAGAACAUUUCUUGGCCCUUGUGAUUACCUCGUUGGACAGUUUUACGUAGUCUCACUAAAUCCAGAUGCAGCAAUGGGCAGUGUCAUUGUUUCCUUAUUAUAUCAUUGGAAACUUUUUUUUAACCAAAAGAGUUGAAUGAUCUAAAGAUUUUUUAAAAAAAGAUUUCUGCAUAUUUCAAUACAGAAUGUUAAUUGAAUGUUCUCUUUUAUUGCACAUAAACCAUGACAUGUUGAUUGUACAGUAUGACUACCUAGAUUCUGGUUAUGUUUAAUAGUAGUAGUUUUGAUGUAACUUGUGCUCUGUAUUAUCAUUUUAACCCUCCUUUAUUUACUUAAAGGAUGUAAAUUGCUUAGAUGUUAUUGAAUCCUAGGUUACAUUUUUGACAUUUAUAUAAUUGAGAACAAGUACCAUUGUGAAGGAUAAUGCAGCUUUGAAAUAGUCAUUGUACUAAGCACAGUCUUUGCUUAUUUAUAGUAAAAUACCCUUUGCAGGGUUGACAAAGCAGCUAUUCUUGCUGAGAAUAUUUUCUCUGCUGUUUUUAAAUAGCACAUAUUAUGAUCCCCCCCCCAUUCCGACAGCGUAGACUUUUUUUUUUUAAUUUGAGGCAUUCACAGCUGCGCGUUAAGAGAUCUGUAAUAACUUCCUACAAAGACCGUAAUCACCUACGUUUGCGUUCUAUUGAUGUGCCUGUGAUUCUAAAAUAGCCUUUUGGAGGAAAAGAAAAACCUCUUUGCCUCAUUUGCAGCAUGUGAAUUUUAACUACACCAGCAAGCAAUCAUUAGCUGGUGCCGUCUUUUUGAAGUCCUGCUAUCGUCUGCACACUUGUCUUUAAGUGAACUUUAUGCAUUCAAAUUAUGAAAUUAGACUAAGGGGAUGAAUGGGAAAUAUUAACGGACAUCUGUACGUGACCCCUUUGACAGGGGACUGUUUAUGUGGCAUCUGUGCUGGGAAAGCUGCAUUCUCUGAAAUGGGGUCCUAAUGAGUUGCAAAUGCCUCCUCCUCUCUAUAAGGAAGGGGGCUUGGAGCUUUCCAUACGAAUGUCUUACAUUAAGCAGCACUUUAAUAUCCAUUUUAAUUAGGCGAUAACAUCAGUUGGGAUAGCGUUGCAGGGUAGCCGUCUCCCACUGCUUGAUAAAUGCCGAGACAAAACUAAAUGUUUAACCUUUGCCUUGACAUUUAAGCUUCAGAACGAGAGACAUUUAUCCCAUGGUAACCUUCCAUUUUGCUGACUUUUUCUCUUGUACUAAAUGAUGAAAAAUAAAUAAAUAAAUCUGGACCGGUGGGGCCCAGGAGUGACUGACGCUGUGCUAUUUCUGAGAGCUGUAUUCUGGCUGGUCUAGAAAAUGCUUGUUCUGGUCUUCAAACACCCAGAAACCAGAGUAAGUUUUUUUUUUUGUUUGUUUGUUUUUUCUGAACGCUUCUGACCAAACAAUCCAAAACUGAAUCAUGUUUUCUGACAAUCCUUUUGCGUUUAAAAAAAAAAUCUCCUGUAUAACCAAAUGUAAUGCCAAACCCCUUCUAUUGGGAAAAUGGAGGUUUUACUGAGAGACUUGCCCUAAUCCCAGCAUCUGCCACGGACUCGCUGUGUGACCUCAGACAAGUCACUUAACCUUGGUGAGCCUCAUUUUCCUCAUCAGUGAAAAUCGGGGUGAGACACUCCCUACCUCAGAGGCUUAAUUCAUUAAUGUUUAUAAAGCACCUUGGACUACUGUAAUUGUUUUUACCAGAGACAUCAAAUUAUUAUGGUGACUGUUCAUAAUUUAGCUGACAUUCUGUGAACAAGCUGCUUUCUGACCACAGGAGCUUUCAUUUUAUUCUGGUUUCUAAAUCUCUUAAGGGUCAGUCUUGCAAGGGAAAUAGGUUGAUGGAGUAAACUUAUUAACCAAUAAUACAGUAUUUUCCUCUGACUUUCUGCAGUGCAUUGAAUGGAAAUGGGUCACUGAUUUUUAAUAAACUGUGUUAUAUUUUAA
This is a messenger RNA of Chelonia mydas (Green sea turtle), 7940 nucleotides long. RefSeq names its product TNF alpha induced protein 1 (gene TNFAIP1). Gene Ontology annotation, biological process: protein ubiquitination; protein homooligomerization; proteasome-mediated ubiquitin-dependent protein catabolic process. The record is from RefSeq and is a predicted model, not a curated record. Gene Ontology annotation, molecular function: protein binding; ubiquitin-protein transferase activity. The transcript has 7 exons. Gene Ontology annotation, cellular component: Cul3-RING ubiquitin ligase complex. Lineage: Eukaryota; Metazoa; Chordata; Testudines; Cheloniidae. The coding region runs from base 600 to 1541 and encodes 313 amino acids.